Messenger RNA from Cicer arietinum (chickpea), 832 nucleotides. Its product is annotated as protein SMALL AUXIN UP-REGULATED RNA 51-like. Gene Ontology annotation, biological process: response to auxin. The record is from RefSeq and is a predicted model, not a curated record. NCBI's taxonomy places the organism in Eukaryota, Viridiplantae, Streptophyta, Magnoliopsida, Fabales, Fabaceae.
UCGUUUCACUAUAUAAAUGAAAAACCAAACCACUUCUCCUAUAACGCUGAAAACCACAUUCUCAAGACUCAAAACACAAAACCUCUCUCUUCCUUUUCCAAUCUCUCUGAUUUCCUUUACCAUUCAACUUUUAAUGGCAGGAACCACGGCCAAAAAAACCGACAAGAUUCGUCAAAUCGUGCGUUUGAAAAAACUCAUGACACGGUGGAAACUCAUGAGUCUCCGUCGCGGUCGCGGUUUCCUUUUCUGCGAACCGGAACAAACCGAACCGUGCACCUUUCCUAAAAGACCACCACCUUCCGGUUUUUUAUUCGUUUACGUUGGACCGGAACGACAGCGUUUUGCGAUGCCCGCUCGGUUCAUUAACUUCCCCGUCUUCGCUUCGCUUCUCGAUGUAACCGAGGAAGAGUUUGGUCUCCGAGGUAACGGCGGUUUGGUUUUACCUUGCCACGUGGAUUUUUUCACGGAAAUCGUUAAACGCCUUCACAAGAAUGAACACAAGUAUAGGAAACUCUCUUUGGAAGCGUUUGUUAAAAUGUUUUCUGACGUGGCGGAUGAUUUUUGUAGGGAGAAGGAAAACGUCAUCGUUUUGUCUCCUCUUUUGCAGAAAGUCUUGGUUUAGAAUCUCGAUUUGUAAAUAAUGUUUUUUUUUAAUCCGUUUUUUAAAAUGGGUUUUUAGUUCUAAUCGUCCUUGAAUCUAUCUACCAAAAAUUUUAGUGGUGGGUUUGAAUGAGAUGUUGAACUUAGUUUAUUCUGUAACUUGGGCAUCUUUUUGUAUUUGAUAUGAUUGAUAACCAAUUGACAAUGAUCAAAUUUUAACGAUCAAGAGAAA